GCAGAUCCACGCGUGGCUUUAUAAUGACAUUAUGCACAUGUUCAAUAUAUCUGUUUAGGUAAUUUAUCUUUCCAUUUUAUAACAACAAGCUGAAGGUUAUUUGUGUAAAGCAAUAUGUAACUGUGUGCUUGUAAGAUUGUUCACCAAAUUAUUUUCCAAAGAAUAAGUUAUGGCUUAUAAUUACGUUGUUACGGCUCAAAAGUCAACAGCAGUGUCUGCUGUUGUUGUUGGCAAUUUUACUGGAGAAAAAGAUCUCAACCUUUUGAUUGCAAAGAACACACGUCUUGAAAUCCAUCUGGUUACCCCAGAAGGACUAAGACCAUUACUUGAUGUCGGCAUUUAUGGGAAAAUCGCAAGAAUGCAUCUUUUUCGUCCCAAGGGCGAGCAGCAAGAUCUUCUGUUUAUUUUAACAUGGAGAUAUAAAGCACUAAUUCUUAGUUAUAAACCAGACUCUGGUGACAUUAUCACUAGAGCUUAUGGUGAUGUACAGGAUAAAAUUGGUAGACCUUCAGACACUGGAUUGAUGGCAAUUAUUGAUCCUGAGUGUCGUAUCAUUGGUUUACGUCUUUAUGAUGGUUUAUUUAAAGUUAUUUUGCUAGAAUUGGAUUCAUCCAAAGAAUUGAAAGCUUUUAAUAUAAGAUUUGAAGAACUCCAUGUCAUUGAUAUCAAUUUUCUUCAUGGUUGUGCUAAUCCUACUGUUGCUUUUAUUUAUGAGGAUAAUCAUGGUCGCCAUGUGAAAACUGCUGAAGUAUCAUUGAAAGAUAAAGAGUUUUCUAACAUUCCUUGGCAACAGGAAGAUAUUGAAGUUGAAGCAUCAAUACUUAUAGCUGUUCCUAAACCUCUUGGUGGUGUGAUAAUUGUUGGUCAAGAAUCAAUAACCUAUCACAAUGGGCAGCAAUAUCAUGCUAUAGCACCAGCAUCUUUGAAACAAAGUACUACUGUAUGCUAUGGUCAAAUUGAUGCAAAUGGCUCGCGAUAUUUAUUGGGUGAUUUUGAGGGCAUGUUGUAUAUGCUUUUACUUGAGCAACAUGAAGUUAAUGGAGUUAUGGCUGUCAAAGAUAUCAUGCUUGAGACACUAGGAGAGAUAUCUGUUCCUCAUUGUUUGAGGUAUUUGGAUAAUGGCGUUGUUUUUGUUGGCUCUGCUUUAGGUGACUCACAGUUGGUUAAGUUGACUACAAAAGCUGAUAAACAUGGCAGUUAUGUUCAAGUGAUGGACUCUUUUACAAAUCUUGGUCCAAUCAUUGAUAUGGCUGUUGUUGACUUGGAAAGACAAGGACAAGGCCAGCUUGUUACGUGUUCUGGGGCAAGUAAAGAAGGCUCAUUGAAAAUCAUUCGAAAUGGAAUUGGAAUUCACGAGAUUGCAACCAUUGAUCUUCCUGGAAUUAGGGGUAUGUGGGCUUUAAAGAUAUCUGAUCCAGACUCUGAUUAUGAUGACACAUUGAUUUUAUCAUUUGUUGGUGAAACACGAGUUUUAACAUUGAGUGAUGAAGAAGUAGAGGAAACGGAAAUCGAUGGAUUUGCUGGUGAUGAACAGACAUAUUUUAGUGGAAAUAUCUGUGGGAAAAAAAUUGUUCAGGUGACAUCAAGCUCAAUUCGUGUAGUAAGCUGUGAAUCUCUAAAACUAAUUUGUGAAUGGCGUCCUCCAAACAACAAGACGAUUUGCGUGAUUUCGUGUAACAUGGAACAAAUCGUUGUUGCUGUUGAAGAUUUGUUUUAUCUCGAAUUUCAAGAGGAAAAUAUCAAUGAAAUCAGUACGACGACGUUAGAUCAAGAAGUUGCUUGUAUGGAUAUUUCUAUUCCUCAAAAAUCAGAAGAAAAAUCUAAAAUAGUAGUCGUUGGUUUGUGGAUAGAUAUUUCUAUUCGAGUUCUUCAACUUCCAAGCUUGAAUCAAUUAUGUAUUGAAAAUUUGGGUGGAGAUAUCAUUCCUCGGUCUGUAUUGACAGCUGUAUUUGAGGGAGUGAAAUACUUACUUUGUGCUCUUGGAGAUGGAACGUUCUUUUAUUUCAUUAUGGAUAACUCUGGUAGGUUGUCUCUCAGAGAAAAGAAAAUUACUCUUGGAACUCAAGCAGCUAUUCUUAAAACAUUUCGUUCCCUUUCAACUGUAAAUGUUUUUGCUUGUUCUGACCGUCCUACAGUUAUAUACUCCAGCAAUCACAAAUUGGUCUUUUCCAAUGUUAAUCUUAAGGAAGUUGGUUGCAUGUGUCCGCUCAAUACCAAAGGUUAUCCUCAAAGUUUGGCGCUCUCCAAUUCAAAUUCUUUGACAAUUGGAACGAUUGAUGAAAUACAAAAACUUCACAUUCGCUCAGUGCCACUUUUUGAGUCCCCACGUAAAAUUGCUUAUCAAGAAAGUACACAAACCUUUGGUGUUGCAUCAGUUAGAAUAGAAACACAAGAUCCACUCAGCGUUGAAUCAAGACCAUUACGAAACAGUGCCAGUCUUACUGCGCAUAAUAUUACCAAGAAUGUAAGCUGUGGUGAUAGAGGACCACCUACACCUGAUGGAAUCACGUUUGGAAACGAGGUGGAGUGCGGGAGUUUUUUGAUCGUUGAUCAACACACGUUUGAAGUGACGCACUCUUUCCAUCUAAGAGACACGGAAAUUCCUCUCAGUUUGAUAUCAUGUUCAUUGACGAAUGAUCAACAGAAAUAUUAUUGUCUUGGCACUGCAUUUGUUCUUCCCGAUGAAGAUGAACCAAAAACUGGUCGCUUGAUCUUGUUUCAACUGGAUGAUGGAAAAUUGUCUUUAAUUGCCGAAAGGGAUGUUAAGGGUGCAGUUUAUGCUUUGGUAGAAUUUAACGAUAAGAUUGUUGCUGGUAUAAACAGCACGGUCAGUGUAUUUGAAUGGACAACUAACGGAGAACUAAAAGUUGAAUGCAGUUUUCAUGAUAAUGUUCUAGCGUUAUAUAUUAAAUGUAAAGGAGAUUUUGUGUUGAUUGGUGAUUUGAUGCGUUCUGUGAAGUUAUUACUUUACAAACCUGUUGAAGGAUCGUUAGAAGAGAUCGCAGUAGACCACAAUCCAAAUUGGAUGAUGGCAAUUGAAAUACUAGACGACGAAACAUUUCUUGGAAGCGAAAGUUCGUUCAAUUUGUUUACCGUUCAGAAAGAUAGUGGUUGCUCAACUGAAGAUGAACAUGGAACCUUGUCAGUUGUUGGAAAAUAUCAUUUAGGAGAAAGUGUUAAUGUAUUUAGACAUGGCUCUCUGGUUAUGGAACAACUGGGAGAAACAUCCAAUCCAUUUCAGGGGACUGUUAUUUAUGGUUCGAUUUCAGGAUCCAUCGGUAUUAUUGGGCAGAUAUCGCAAAAGUUAUAUGAAUUUCUUCUUCAAUUACAAGUUCAAAUGAAUAAAGUAAUCAAAAGUGUUGGAAAAAUAGACCAUUCAUUCUGGCGAUCAUUUUCCACCGAGCGUAAAACGGAAGAAUCGAAAGGGUUUAUUGAUGGCGAUUUGGUGGAAAGUUUUCUGGAUCUUCCUCGUGCUCAAAUGGAAGAAGUAGCAUCCAACCUGCAGAUGGAGGUGGAAGGAAUGAAACAACAAGCUAAUGUUGAAGAUCUUGUGAAGCUGGUAGAAGAUCUCACAAGGAUACACUAACGAGUAAGAAAUUACUAUACUACGUAUGCUAUAUCCAAAAAAAAUUCCCAAAGCAAUGAAGAACCUUAAAACGUACCACAAAGUGCCGCUUUAACUGGUGGGAAAGUGAUUAGCUUUGACAAAUAGUAAAAUCUAUAAAAUAUUUCAACCCUACUUUGGUUGAUGUAGUUUCAUUGCAACCAGGUCUUUGUAUGUAUUUCGUGGUUUCCUUGUGUUGAUGUGAAAACACAUUACGUAGAAAAAAACUAUAAUUGAUAGUGUUAGUUUUGAGUAUUUUUGGCGUGCAAGUUUUUAGAGUGCAAAAAAGUUGCAAAACUGGCAAAUUUCCAUUGAAACCAAGAUUUAUAAAGGAACGCUUGGAUGGGUGAGCCACACUCACUCAUGCUGUCAUUUAAUAGCAAUACGAACUUUUCAUAGAAAGAUGAGACUACAGAAGAAUAGCUCUCAAUAUUAGCCAAUAUAUGGUCUUUCGUGUGUAUUUGAUACUGUUAAGAUUUGCUUUUCUGCACGGUGUAAUCAAAUACUAUUGUUAAAGAGGAAGUCUUUAUGAAUAAAACUACCCCUUAAAAGUUUGUUGAACGAAUAAAUAAAAAAUACAGACAA
Molecule: messenger RNA, 4189 nt
Organism: Xenia sp. Carnegie-2017
Lineage: Eukaryota; Metazoa; Cnidaria; Anthozoa; Malacalcyonacea; Xeniidae
Product: DNA damage-binding protein 1-like
Biological process (GO): DNA repair; proteasome-mediated ubiquitin-dependent protein catabolic process
Cellular component (GO): site of double-strand break; nucleus
Molecular function (GO): protein binding; nucleic acid binding
Source: RefSeq, a predicted model, not a curated record